AUGAAGUAUCUCGCUGCUUAUCUUCUUCUUAACGCCGGUGGAAAGGCCAGCCCUGCCGCUGCUGAUAUCAAGACUCUCUUGAGCUCUGUUGGUAUUGAGUCUGAGGAGGAACGUGUUUCCUCUUUGAUCACUGCUCUUGCCUCCAAGAACAUUGAAGAGCUCAUUGCUGAGGGUCAAGAAAAGAUGUCUUCUGUCCCCACUGGUGGUGCUGCUGCUGCCUCUGGUGCCGCUGCCGCUUCCUCCGAUGCUCCUGCUGCCGAGGAGAAGGAAGAGGAAAAGGAAGAGUCUGAUGACGAUAUGGGUUUCGGUCUUUUCGAUUAA
This is a messenger RNA of Mucor mucedo, 321 nucleotides long. Its product is annotated as 60s acidic ribosomal protein-domain-containing protein. The transcript has 2 exons. Bases 1 to 321 code for a protein of 106 amino acids. NCBI's taxonomy places the organism in Eukaryota, Fungi, Mucoromycota, Mucoromycetes, Mucorales, Mucoraceae. Gene Ontology annotation, biological process: cytoplasmic translational elongation; translation. The record is from RefSeq and is a predicted model, not a curated record. Gene Ontology annotation, cellular component: ribosome; cytosolic large ribosomal subunit. Gene Ontology annotation, molecular function: structural constituent of ribosome.